AUGUCGAUCAAGUACGCUAAAGAUCAGCCCGCAGGCUUCACCAACCGCAUCGAGAAUGUGGCCAUUGUGGGAGCUGGAGGUCAAGUUGGCAAACACAUUGCUGAAGAGCUGCUCAAGACCGGAAAGCACAACGUUACCGCCAUCACUCGCUUUGGAAGCGACAGUGAGCUUGCUGCAGGAGUCAAGGUCGUCCAGGUCGACUAUGAUGAUGAGCAGACCAUUGUCGACGCACUCAAGGGCCAGCAGUUCCUCUUCAUCUCCCUUGCCGUGACCGCUCCCAAAGACACCCAGGCCAAACUCAUCGCUGCAGCAGCCAAGGCUGGCGUGUCGUGGAUCAUGCCCAACUCGUACGGCCUCGACCUUGCCAACAAGGAAGUGAUGAAGGACACCUUGGGUGCUCCCGCUGCCGAAGCUGGUGUCGCUGCCGUGGAAAAGGCCGGCCUGUCCUGGGUCUACAUGACAUGCAGCUUCUGGUAUGAGUACUCUCUUUCCAUGGGAGACUCAUGGUAUGGCUUCGACAUCCCUAACAAGAAGGUCACCUUUUUCGAUGACGGCAAGACACGAAUCAACACAUCGACCUGGCGGCAAUGUGGCAGGGCUGCAGCACAUCUUCUCAGCCUAAAGGAGCUACCUGAUGAUGAGAAUGACCAAUCACCCACCGUCUCUCAGUGGCGGAACAAGGGCCUGUACAUCUCCAGCUUCCUUGCCUCUCAGAGAGAUAUGCUCGACAGCUUGAACCGCGUACUAGGCACAACUGACGGCGACUGGCAGAUUGAGUACGAGCCAUCAGAUGUCCGAUACAAGCGAGGCCUGCAGAUAUUCCAGACCGGCAACCUCGUGGGCUUUGCUUUGGCCUUGUACUCGCGCGCAUUCUAUCCCAAUGGCGAUGGCAACUAUGAAGCCAAGCAAGGCCUAGCUAACAAGGCACUGGGGCUGCCAGAGGAAGACUUUGAUGAGGCCACAAAGCUUGCAGUCGAGAUGGCCGAGGAGGGAUUUGCGGCUCGCCGGGCCGCGACGCUUACGAAGCACUAA
Messenger RNA from Trichoderma virens Gv29-8, 1032 nucleotides. RefSeq lists its product as uncharacterized. NCBI's taxonomy places the organism in Eukaryota, Fungi, Ascomycota, Sordariomycetes, Hypocreales, Hypocreaceae. The record is from RefSeq and is a predicted model, not a curated record. The transcript has 2 exons. The coding region runs from base 1 to 1032 and encodes 343 amino acids.